UUCAAAAAAAAAGGGAAAACGGUGAAAGGAGGGGCUGCCACUUUCUCAGUGGCUCUCUUCACAGACGAUGAUCGUCGUCGCCGUCGCUCCCUGCUCCGAUCGGUCAGCUUGCUGCCGGUUGCCGGAGCGGUCUCUCCUCCGGAAUCCGUCUCUUCUCACUCCGUCCCCCCUCUCCACCUCCACCUUGGCUAACUGAAGGAGAGCUCGAGCUCUAAACCCCCGAAGAUCUACUAUUCUGCUUGUGCUGCGCCGACUACUGGCUAUCUGUGUGGAGCUGGUAGCGCUGCUUGGGAUAUUGGCGAAACGCUCUUACUAAAGUAUGUCGAAGUUGCUGAUUUUGUGAAAUGCUGUUACUUUUGCGACGACGAUGAUGAUGAUGAUAUUGGGUACAGGUAGUUUACUUUUUCAUGGCUGUAAUAAUGCGUCUCAGUCGCGAGCUGUAAGUGACGCAGCGUCUCGUCAUGUUCCUGAAUCAGAUGAUGCAUCUACUCAAGAGUUGCCAGAGGAUAACAUUGGUAAAAGGGGCCGAUUUAGUGUGUCUCAGUCAAGUGUGUCGGGAGCUAUAAAUGAGGAGGAAGCAUCUCUUCCUAUUCCGGUGCCAGAUGUUGCAUCCACUCGAUUGUUAACAGAUGGAAACGUUAGUGGAGAACGCCAGAGUAGAAUGGCUCGGUUGAGUCAAUCAAUAAAUGCUACAGUUGAUGGAUUUCGUGUUACCCGAUCAGCCAGUGCAUCUGCUCAACGAUCACCAUGUGAAACUGUUGCAAAAAAGCGCCGGACCGCUGCUUCUGUAUUGUGUCAAUCACAAGCUAUGAAUCACGACGCCUCUCUUCCUAUUCCUGAAUCAACCAAUGCAUCUGCAGACAUUACCCUAUGGAAAGCCAGUAGGAAGCUUCGAAGUAAUGCUUCUUGUUCAUGUCGGUUGGAGGCCAUUAUUGAUGAUGAACCCAUUCCUAUUACUGGAUCGACCAGUGCACCUGCUGGUCGGAAACGCCGAACUAGUGUGUCUCGAUCUAGUCAAUCACAAGCUAUGGAUGUUGCAGUGUCUCUUUCUACUCCUGCACCUGCUCAAGGAUUAUUGCAUGAAAUCAUUUGUAGGAAGCAUCGAACUAAUGUAUCUUGGUCAAGUCAAUCGCGAGCAGUAAAUGAUGAAGCAUGUCUUCCUAUUCCUGAAUCAAGCAAUGCACUAGCACAAAGAUUACCAGUUGAAUCCGUGGGUGGAAAACUUCAAAUGGAUGUGCCUCAGUCGAGUCAGUCACAGUCACAUGGUGUAAAUGAUGAAGCAUCUGUUCCUCUUCCUGAAUCAACCGAUACAUCUGCUCAAGCGUUACCUGAUGAAACUUUUAGUAGUGCAGUGGGUUCGACUUCCAUAAGAAAGAGAACAUGGGGAAAGACACGGAAUAUUCAGCUUCUUUUAUUGCCUAAUGGUCAAAAGCUUCCAUUAGAAUUUAAUAAACAUGGGCAACCGAUUGGUCUACAUGCUUCCAAAUUCUCGAGCUACCUUGGCAAUCUUGUCAGAAAUGGUGGCGAUGCGCCAAUUUCUCUACUUCAUUGGGAAAAUGUCACAGAAGAAACAAGGGAAAAGAUCUACGCUCGUCUCUUGGAAAAAUUUGAGUUUGCAGAGACUCCAUUGAUUAAAGAGAGAAUCAUGCAGAAAAUGGGAAAGAAGUUCUGUGAUCACAAGUAUCAUUUGAAGCAUGACUACUACGAUAAAUAUGAGACGACAGAAGAAAGGUUAGCAAAUGUCCCCGAAGGCAUCAGUAAGAAUGACUGGGCAGCAUUUGUCUCAUACCAUGACAUGGAGGAAACGAAGGAAAAGUGUGCUAAAAAUAAGUGCAAUCGAGCAAAGCAAGUAAUCCCACAUUACACAGGCUCUAAGAGUUAUGCUCAAAUCAGAGCAGAGGAGGCUAAAAAAGAUCCCGAACUUCGUGAGCCUUCUCAAUUGAAAAUGUUUCGUAUUGCUUAUACAAAAAAGAAUGGAAGUGUGGGUUCCUCUGCUGCCCAAGAGAUCCUGGAGAAGUUUGAGAAUCUGUCUAAUCAAUCGGAAGAUUCCUCUAGCUCGAAGAGAGAGGACGAGAUCUAUCGUCAGAUCAUUGGACCCGAGAGGCACGGCAGGGUCCGUGGUUUUGGUCUGGGUCCCACGCCUUCUUCUGUGUUUGGAAAUACUCCGAGUCGUACAGAGCUCAUGAACCAACUCAGAGAGGCCAGCGAACGCAAUGAUGAGCUGCAAUCUAGGAUCCGGGAGCUGGAGAAAAAGAUUGAAGAUGACAGGAAGAAGAUGGAAGAGCAGAAGAAGAAGGCGGAGGAGGACAGAAGUAAGAUGGAUCUCCUAUUUUCUAUCGUGGAAGAAAUGAGGGCCAGGCCUCGGUAGAGCGUAGGACAUGUUUUCUUUUAUUAACAUCGGUAAAUGAAUCGGUUACUCUAUCUCUAGGGUCAUGAUCAUCGAUGUAUGUACAUUGUAACUUAGAUUUGUACUUGUAACCCUAUGUGUUUGUAAAUCUGUCUUCGAAAAGAAUGCUAUGGUUGGCAUUUAUAACAUGAACCAGAAAUGAAAAAUAUAUCCGCCAUUAAGAUUGUUCCGAGCCUGUUAAA
Messenger RNA from Punica granatum (pomegranate), 2589 nucleotides. NCBI's taxonomy places the organism in Eukaryota, Viridiplantae, Streptophyta, Magnoliopsida, Myrtales, Lythraceae. The record is from RefSeq and is a predicted model, not a curated record.